GAGAGAUACAGAAGUGAGAGAGAGAGACAGACAGACAGAAGAGAGAGAGGCAGACAGAAUAGAUAGAGAGACAGAUACAGAAGAGAGAGAGAGACAGACAGAAGAGAGAGAGACAUACAGAAGACAGAGAGAGGUAGACAGAAGAGAGAGAGAGAUAGACAGGUAGACAGAAGAGAGAGAGAGAGAUACAGAAGAGAGAGAGAGAGUGAGAGAGAGAAAGAGGUAGACAGAACAGAGAGAGAGAGAGAGACAGACAGAUAGAACAGAGAGAGAGAGAGACAGACAGAUAGAACAGAGAGAGAGAGAGACAGACAGAUAGAACAGAGAGAGAGAGAGAGAGAGAGAGAGAGAGAGAGGGGAUGCAUGAGGUAAAGAUCUGAAGUUGAGCAGUCUGUUUGAAGGAUUCUUUCAGGUUUUUCUCCUCCGGGUGUUUGUCGGUCUCUUCUGGUCCAGGUGCCGCACACACGCCUCACGAGCGCCGUCCGGUGCAGCUGACUGAAAUAUUAAUGAUGAAGAUGAUGAUGAUGAAUUCACGGAUUAAUGGAGUGACCCCGCUGAUUAUUAUAAUCCUACUGCACGCGACACGAGCAGACAAUCCCAUCGAUCUGCUGAAGAUUUUGGACCUGUCAGACUCCAUGGAGGGCGUGUCAUUGGAGGCGGGGCUGUGUACCAGUAGGCAGGGCACAGAGGAGCCGGAUCUUGCAUAUAAGAUUGAUAAGAAAAUCCAAGUCAGUGUUCCGACCAAACAGCUUUUCCCAGACUCUGAGUUUCCUGUGGAUUUCUCGGUGUUGGUGACUGUACGGGCUCGUCGCGCCGCUCAGUGUUUCCUGUUGUCGGUGUAUGACACUGAUGGCGUUCAGCAGCUGGGCAUAGAGCUCGGCCGAUCGCCCGUCUUCCUCUAUGAGGAUCACAGCGGCCAGCCGACCCCUGACCUCUACCCUAUAUUCAAAAAGGUCAACCUCGCUGAUGGAAAGUGGCACAGACUGGCAUACAGCGUGGAGGGUCAGAAGGUCACGCUUUACCUGGAUUGUCAGAAAGUGAUGACCCUUGACCUCCCCAGAGGUCAAGAGCCUAAGGUCAGCACGGAGGGUGUGACUGUGUUUGGAACGAGACUUCUGGAUGAAGAAGUGUUUGAGGGUGAGAUUCAGCAGCUGUUGAUAUCUCCAGACCCCAGAGCCGCUGCAGAUUACUGCCACACCCACAUUCCUGACUGUGACUCCGCCCUCCCUUACAACAGCCUAUCACUGGACCCUGUAGAGGUCAAGAGACCCCCCAGGAAGCCAACUGAAGAAUUUGAUGAUGACCUCUACAAUGACCUUUACAGUGACCUCCCUGAAACUACGGUUACUGCAGGAGACAAUGUCACAGAGUAUGAGAUCGUGGAGUAUGUGGACUCUGAGAAUGAAACAGCGUAUUUCAAGGAAUACACAGAAUAUCACGAUUAUGAGGAAUAUGAUUAUCGUCCAGCAGAGAGAGAGGAGCAGGUCUUCAGAGGACAGUCAUUAGGUUCAGAUAAAGGAGAAAAGGGAGAACCUGCAGUGUUGGGAGAGGGCACCCUGAUCGUAGGACCAUCCGGCCUGCCUGGUCCUGAGGGACCGCCAGGUGAGCCCGGUCCAAUGGGAUCCCCAGGACCAAUAGGAGAUCCAGGAGACCUGGGUCCUGCAGGACGCCAGGGUCUUGCAGGGGCUGAUGGGAUACCUGGUCCUCCAGGGACACUGCUCAUGUUACCUUUUCAGUCUGGUGGUGAUCCGGUGAUAUCAGCUCAAGAAGCUCAAGCUCAAGCCAUCCUGCAGCACACUAAGCUGUCUUUGAAAGGGCCACCUGGACCAUUAGGACUGACCGGACGUCCUGGCCCACUGGGUUCUCCAGGGUCACGGGGUUUGAAGGGUGAUCGUGGAUUGACUGGACCACCGGGUCCUCGUGGGUUGCUGGGAGCUCCAGGACUGAAUGGUAAACCUGGAAAAAGGGGUCGUGGUGGUAUAGACGGGGGUCGAGGUGAACCAGGAGAAACCGGAGCUAAAGGUGACAGAGGAUUUGAUGGUUUGCCGGGUCUACCUGGAAAUAAAGGUCACAGGGGAGAAACAGGGAAGAAAGGGCCAAUCGGCCCCCCAGGAGUCCCUGGAGAUAAAGGUUCAGAUGGGCAGCCGGGUCCGAGAGGUCAGCCAGGAGAACCUGGUCUUGCAGGGCUGAUGGGGCAGAGGGGUCUUCCUGGUCCUCCAGGACAGCUGGGUAUUCGUGGGGUUGAUGGAACUCAAGGGUCAAAGGGGAAUUUGGGGCCACCUGGAGAAUCCGGAGCCUCAGGACAGCAGGGAAACCCGGGAUUCCAGGGUUUUCCUGGAGCUCAAGGACCAAUAGGAUUACCAGGAGAAAAGGGUCCUCAGGGGAAGAAGGGAAUGAAGGGGUUACCUGGUGUAGACGGACCACCGGGUCAUCCAGGACGAGAGGGGUCACCAGGAGAGAAAGGUCUUCCGGGGGCAGCAGGUGUUCAGGGGCCUGUGGGAUAUCCUGGACCCAGAGGAGUCAAAGGUGCUGAUGGACUCAGGGGACUGAAAGGAAGUAAAGGAGAGAAGGGGGAAGAUGGAUUCCCGGGAGCAAAAGGAGAAACGGGUGCUAAAGGAGACACUGGAGAUUUAGGAGCUUCCGGUAUGCGUGGUGAAGAUGGUCCUGAGGGUCCCAAAGGACAGGGCGGCCCAAUUGGUGAUGCUGGACCCGCAGGCAUCGCUGGAGAAAAGGGGAAACUGGGUGUUCCAGGUUUACCAGGUUACCCGGGGCGUCAGGGGCUGAAGGGUUCGGAUGGGUUUCCUGGAGCAGUUGGAGUUCCAGGAGAAAAAGGGAAGAAGGGUCCACCGGGUCCCGCAGGGGCUGCAGGUCAGAGGGGCCCCAAUGGUGCUCGUGGAGGACGGGGUGCAAGAGGACCCACUGGUAAAUCAGGAGACAAGGGGUCAUCAGGACACGACGGCCCCCCAGGGCCCACGGGAGAGAGAGGGCCGCAAGGACCACAGGGACGCGUAGGAGAGAUGGGCCCCAAAGGCCCCAGCGGCUCUGCUGGGAAAGACGGUCUGCCGGGUCAUCCAGGCCAGCGGGGGGAGCCGGGUUUCCAAGGCAAGACGGGGCCACCAGGACCAUCUGGUGUUGUCGGGCCGCAGGGUAAUACAGGAGAAACUGGACCAAUGGGAGAGAGAGGACACCCGGGCUCUGCUGGACCUGCUGGAGAGCAAGGUUUACCUGGCGCCGCUGGUAAAGAGGGUGCAAAGGGUGACCCUGGAGGUCCUGGUACUUCUGGAAAGAAUGGUCCACAGGGUCUGAAAGGAUUUCGUGGUAGUCGUGGAGCGCCGGGUGCCAUGGGGCCAGUUGGAUUAAAGGGAGGGGUGGGGCCUAUCGGGCCCCCAGGACCGGUUGGGCCCACAGGUGAACGGGGGGCUCCUGGACUGGCUGGUGCGAUUGGUCAGCCGGGUCGAACCGGCACUAGUGGAGGGCCUGGACCAAUGGGAGAAAAGGGAGAGCCAGGAGAAAAGGGGCUCAUUGGACCUGCAGGUCAGGAUGGUGAACAGGGGCCUGUGGGGUUACCAGGAACAGCGGGCCCUCCAGGACCACCAGGAGAGGAUGGAGAUAAGGGUGAAACGGGGGCUGCAGGACAGAAGGGAAGCAAAGGAGACAAAGGAGAAUCUGGGCCGGCAGGUCCAGGCGGCACUCAGGGGCCAGAGGGACAGCCAGGAGCACCUGGUGUUGAUGGAGAGCCCGGUCCUCCAGGACAGCAGGGCAUGUAUGGACAGAAGGGUGAUGAGGGCUUCCGAGGGUUUAAAGGUUCAAGGGGCCCCACUGGGCUACAGGGAAUGCCGGGUCCUCCUGGAGAGAAAGGAGAGAGUGGACACUCUGGUCUCUUAGGCCCUCCGGGUCAGUUCGGGCCUAGAGGACCUCAGGGAGCCUCUGGUGGACAGGGUCCUCCUGGUCGUCCUGGAGUGCGAGGUCAGCCUGGUGCAGUGGGUGAGAAGGGUGAAGAUGGUGAAUCUGGUGAUCCUGGAGCUGUUGGCAGUUCUGGCAGCACAGGAGAGAAGGGAGAACAGGGUGAGAAAGGAGACCAGGGACCAUCAGGUGCUGGAGGUUCACCAGGAGCCAGAGGACCAUCUGGAGAAGACGGAGGGAAAGGGAACGCGGGUCCUAUUGGUUUUCCUGGAGAUAUGGGAGCUCCUGGAGAGGCGGGUAUUAAUGGGAUUGAUGGAAGCCUGGGAUCUAAAGGAGACAAUGGAGAUCCUGGAAAAUCUGGCCCUCCAGGACCCUUUGGAGAACCAGGACCACCGGGACGACCAGGACGAAGGGGUCAUCUGGGUCCUCCAGGAAAAGAAGGGAGACCGGGACUGAAGGGAGAUAAGGGUGCUGCUGGUUAUGAGGGUGUGAUGGGUAAAUCUGGGCCGGUGGGCGGUCAGGGGAAUCCAGGUAAAGCAGGACCUCAGGGGCUUCCAGGAAUACCUGGUCCAGCGGGUGAACAAGGCUUAAAUGGACCUCCAGGUCAGACUGGACCACCUGGACCAAUGGGCCCCGCUGGACUUGCAGGACUGAAGGGAGAUCCGGGCAAGAAAGGAGAAAAGGGUCAUGGUGGUCUCAUUGGUUUGAUUGGACCGCCGGGUGAAUCUGGAGAGAAGGGCGAUCGAGGACUGCCAGGAAAUCAAGGACUUCAGGGGAUCAAAGGAGAUGAGGGUCCAUUUGGACCUCCAGGACUCAAUGGACCUCCAGGUCCACCAGGACUCUCUGGAUCUAUGGGACAAAAAGGAUCUAAAGGCAACCAGGGCCCUGUUGGACCUAGAGGAGACACUGGUCCUUCUGGACCCCCUGGACCACCAGGUUCUCCUGCGGUGGGAAUGGCACCUUCUCUGGCUCUGGAUGGUGGCAGGAAGCGUAGGAGACAAUCUGAAGUGGAUGGAGCAGCUGUAGAUGAUGAUGGACAGAUGCAGAGUGAUGGAGCAGACGGAGAGCAGAAGGACAUGGAGGAGGUGUUUGCGUCACUGGCCUCCAUGAAAACGGAGGUGGAGGGACUCAAAACUCCAUUGGGCUCGUUUCACAGCCCCGCCAGAACCUGCAAAGAGCUUUGGCUGUGCCACCCCGAGUAUCCAGACGGUGUGUACUGGAUCGACCCCAAUCAGGGCUGCCAUAGAGACUCAUUUAAAGUGUUCUGUAACUUCACGGCGGAGGGCGAGACGUGUCUACAACCGUACAGCAGCUUUCAAAUGGUAAAAAUGGCCUCGUGGAGUAAAGAGAAACCAGGAAGCUGGUACAGCAAGUUCAAGAGGGGUUCACAGUUUUCUUACGUGGAUGUGGAUGGCAACCCUGUUCACAUCGUUCAGUUGGGUUUCCUGAAGCUGUUGAGUGCGACGGCCCGUCAGAGCUUCACAUACGUGUGUCAGAACUCGGCCGGCUGGCUCGACAGCUCCUCCCUCAGCUACAAACACGCCCUGCGCUUCAGAGGCAGCAAUGGCGAGGAGCUCACGCAACAGAAUGCGCAUUACAUUCAACCUACACACGACGGCUGUCAGUGGCGUUCAGGGCAGGACCGGACCGUACUGGAGGUGAUCUCGCCGCAGUCGGACGUGCUGCCGCUCUUAGACGUCGCCGUGACGGAUUUCGGGAACCAGAAACAGAAGUUUGGUUUCAGUGUGGGGAGCGUGUGCUUCAACGGCUAGUACACUAAAGACUUUCACUGCUUAUAUUUAUACAUUCAGGUGCUUUCGUUCCUUUAUCUCAUGGGUUUGAUUGCAGGAAGUUGUGCGUGAACGAACUAACUAUCGGCAUUAUGUUCAGAAUAGCACACUAACAUACUACUCGAACUAUUGCUGCAGUAUAUAGGAUGUGUACGGUGGACAGUUUGUGAAUUGUUUGUAUGCAUAGAAUACAGUACACACAUGACCCUGUACAACAGAACACACAGCAUGAGAGACUGUAUCUGUAUUUUACAAUCAUAGGGUGUACACGGUGCAGUUUUCAGGAAGAAGUAUGCUUGUAUUUACAUUCUGAACACGGCACAUGAUUGCGUUCUAUGUUAGCAGCACGUGCACACACACACAUCCGUUCUAUCUUAUGUUCAUUAUUUUAUGUUAUUUGAAAGAUGUUGAUGUAUUUUUGUAUUUGUUGGUAUGAAUGUUACUUUACCGUGGUGCUACAUGAAACUAUAUUUGAACUUGUUUACAUGAUGUAAUGAGCUCUAUGUGAAAAUAAUAUUCUAGUAUUUAACGUUUCACGUCACAGUAGCUCCGCUCAGCAUGUCAUGUGAUUGGGUCAGGACGUGUAUGGACAUAAAUCUGGGUGGGGAAUCUUGUUUAAGUGUUUUAUAAAUAUGCAAAUACUCCUGAUUACCUUUUUAUAAAUAUUGUUUGGGAGGAAAGAUUUUUAAAUA
Xyrauchen texanus (razorback sucker) is the source of this 6385-nucleotide messenger RNA. RefSeq names its product collagen, type V, alpha 3b (gene col5a3b). Gene Ontology annotation, molecular function: extracellular matrix structural constituent. The transcript has 66 exons. Bases 507 to 5675 code for a protein of 1722 amino acids. Lineage: Eukaryota; Metazoa; Chordata; Actinopteri; Cypriniformes; Catostomidae. The record is from RefSeq and is a predicted model, not a curated record.